This is a messenger RNA of Hemiscyllium ocellatum (epaulette shark), 680 nucleotides long. Its product is annotated as parathyroid hormone-related protein-like. The record is from RefSeq and is a predicted model, not a curated record. Gene Ontology annotation, cellular component: extracellular region. The coding region runs from base 1 to 594 and encodes 197 amino acids. Gene Ontology annotation, biological process: osteoblast development; regulation of chondrocyte differentiation; bone mineralization. Lineage: Eukaryota; Metazoa; Chordata; Chondrichthyes; Orectolobiformes; Hemiscylliidae. The transcript is spliced from 3 exons. Gene Ontology annotation, molecular function: hormone activity; peptide hormone receptor binding.
AUGUCGAAUACAAGCCGACUGUUUGAGCAGCUAAGCUUAGCGAUAUUUAUCCUGUGUUGUUCACUGUCCAUAUUUGGGAAGCCUGUGGAAGAAGUCUCCAUUAUGAAGAAGAGGUCUGUCUCGGAGCACCAGUUCAUGCAUGACAAGAGCAGGUCGAUCCAGGAACUACAGAGGCGGAUCUGGCUGCAUAAUGUCAUGGGCGAGCUGCACACAGCAGAGGGCCGGGGGAUGACUCAGUCACAGUCGCCCCCCCGCAACCCCAAACACCCGGCGACGUGGCCGGAUUCGGCGGAUCUGGCGGUGCUCCUCAUCAAACUGGCAGCCAAUAACAACAGCAACAACAAUGAGGGCACCAGGACUCCGCUGGAACAGAUACAAGAUACCAACAAGCCCGGUCCUUUCAAAUUCCAGAACUCGAGGAAAAACACCAAGAGGAAGAAGCAAGGGAAAAACAACAAGCGCAAGGCUCACAGAGGUCGGGAAGUGAACAGCAGGAGGCAGACACGCUCUGUGGAUUCCGAAACCGGGGAUCCCAGUCUCACAUCCGAGGCUGAGCCGCUCGCCACUGCCGCCUCUGGACGGUUGUGGUACUGAGAGGCCAACCUCUAACAUAUAGCCCUAGGCAGGUCUGAUAUUCAGGAAAGACCGAAAAAAUCUUUUGCAGUAUUCUGUAUUUGUGA